GCCCAAUGCAAUAUGUUGGCCCAAACGAAGGAACCGGAACGGAUCUGCGAUUACUGAAGCUAUGAUGCAGACAAGUUCGUCUGUUCGUGUUCCAUAUCCGAAAUUCCUAUUUCUCUAAGCUAAAACCCUGGCAGAAGAUAUCUUCAUUGUAUAUUCCGAUCCCGAUUUCGUGAACGCCUUUCAAUAUGGUUGUCUGUAAAUGCCGGAAGGCAACUAAGUUGUACUGCUUCGUACACAAGGUUCCAGUCUGUGGAGAAUGCAUAUGCUUCACUGAUCAUCAGAUAUGCGUGGUCCGCACCUUUUCAGAAUGGGUCAUAGAUGGAGGGUAUGACUGGCCUCCAAAUUGCUGUUCCUGUGCUGCUGUGCUUGAAGAUAAAACAGAUGCUCAAACUACACGAUUGGGUUGCCUGCAUGUUAUUCAUACAAAUUGCUUGGUUUCACAUAUUAAAGGCUUUCCACCGCAAACUGCUCCAGCUGGGUAUGUCUGUCCGGCCUGUUCAACUUCAAUAUGGCCUCCUAAACAUUUCAAAGAUUCAGGAUCGUGUCUUCAUUUAAAACUGAAAGAAGCAAUAGUGCAGACUGGCUUGGAAAAGAAUCUGUUUGGAAAUCAUCCAGUUUCAUUGCAUCCGACAGAUUCUCGAAAUCCUCCACCUGCUUUCGCUUCAGAUCCAUUGAAGCAUUUUUCUGAAGCUGGAGCCUCUGGGAUAGAUAUAGCACUUGGCAUGGAGGCUGCUGAAACUGGUUCCCUAAAGCCUUCAGCUCUUGGUAUUGUUGAAAUAGAUAGACCAAACUCAGCUGAUGCUCAUUCCAAUCAUGAGGCGAGUUUCACUCAAAGCUCAAGCCCUCCUGCUCCGGGGGCCACCACAAGAAAGAGCACACGACAAGCAGAAAGACAAAAUUCAGAAAAUCCAUACUACGGCGAUGAAGAAGAUGGCAAUCGCAGAAAGUACACAAGAAGGGGUACACUUCCACACAAAUUCGUAAGAUCUCUACUGCCUUUUUGGUCAAGUGCAUUGCCAACACUACCUGUAACUGCACCACCUAGAAAAGAAGCAUCUAACGCUGCAGAUGGUUUGCCAGAAGGCCGGACACGCCAUCAUAGAUCAUCAAGAGUGGAUCCAAGAAAAAUUCUCCUCUACAUGGCAAUCAUGGCUUGCAUGGCAACAAUGGGUAUUUUGUAUUACAGAAUUGCACAACGUGGUCUGGAGCAGCUGCCUAAUGAUGAACAGCAGUAACUUUAAUUUCAAGUCAUAUAGCUGAAUUGCUUCUAUACUGCUCUAUUAAGAUAAAAGUAAUAACAGUUGUGCCCACUCUUCUUGGUUACCAUUUAUGUAUGCAUUUUCAGAAACAAUUUUAACGAUAAAAGUAAUAACAGUUGUGCCCACUCUUCUUGGUUACCAUUUAUGUAUGCAUUUUCAGAAACAAUUUUAACGAGGCUCAGUUUGCUGUCAGUUACAGAGAAUAGAUUUAAAUUUUAUGUAUCAGAUUAAAUUAUAUAGAAAAUAUUUAUUAUUAUUA
Molecule: messenger RNA, 1518 nt
Organism: Cuscuta epithymum
Lineage: Eukaryota; Viridiplantae; Streptophyta; Magnoliopsida; Solanales; Convolvulaceae
Source: the annotation of a GenBank genome assembly